ACUGGUCACAUAACACAGCUGCGCAGUUCUGUCAGCGCUUCUGGUCGCCGUCUGGUCGCUGGCUCGGCCCUCAACCCCCUGCCCAAGAUGAUUCCAGCAGUGGUCUUGUUCUUACUCCUUUUGGUCGAACAAGCAGCUGCCCUGGGAGAGCCUCAGCUUUGCUAUAUCCUGGAUGCCAUCCUGUUUUUGUACGGUAUUGUACUCACCCUGCUCUACUGUCGACUCAAGAUCCAGGUGCGAAAGGCAGCUAUAGCCAGCUAUGAGAAAUCAGAUGCCAUUUACACAGGCCUGAAUACCCGGAAUCAGGAGAUGUACGAGACUCUGAAACAUGAGAAACCACCUCAAUAGCUUUAGAACAGAUGUCCUUGGUUGCAUUCUUCUUUGGCUUCUAAUUCUCUUUUAGCCCUCAUGGUUGGCAUCUCCAUGCCACCUCCAUGCUGUUAACGCUUGCUGACCUUGUGCCUAUAAUGAUGCUAGGCUCUAAAUUAAUGCACACCAGCAACCCCCUCCCCCAGAUGCUAUUCAUAGAUGCUUAUUUUCCUAUGCCAUUACUUUUCCUUUCCUGAUCCCUAACUCCUGCUAAACAAUGGACAGGGAGUACCCAAUAAAGAUGCCACAGAUUAGACUACUCA
Messenger RNA from Nannospalax galili (Upper Galilee mountains blind mole rat), 632 nucleotides. It is a transcript of the gene Fcer1g, whose product is annotated as Fc fragment of IgE receptor Ig. Gene Ontology annotation, molecular function: IgG binding; IgE receptor activity. Gene Ontology annotation, biological process: regulation of platelet activation; neutrophil activation involved in immune response; innate immune response. Lineage: Eukaryota; Metazoa; Chordata; Mammalia; Rodentia; Spalacidae. Bases 88 to 348 code for a protein of 86 amino acids. Gene Ontology annotation, cellular component: external side of plasma membrane; Fc-epsilon receptor I complex; membrane. The record is from RefSeq and is a predicted model, not a curated record. The transcript is spliced from 5 exons.